AUGGCGGACUCACAAUCACAAUCGCAAUCACAGCAAUCGGCCGGCCUGUUGCUCGAUGAAUACCGAUUCCCAGUUCACCGCCUGCAACUGCACGACGUCGAGCCUGGCAAGACCCCGCUAGUGCUUGUCGCUUGUGGCAGUUUCUCCCCAACAACAUUCCUCCACUUGCGAAUGUUUUCGCUGGCCUACGACUAUGUCAAGGCCAACACCAACUUCCAAGUCGUUGGCGCAUACCUUUCCCCCGUCAGCGAUGCCUACAAGAAGGUCGGUUUGGCACCCGCACAUCACAGAAUCCGUAUGGCCGAGCUCGCCGUGCAAAGGAGGACAGCGACUGCCGACUGUCUAAUGGUCGACCCUUGGGAGGCUAUUCACACCGAUUACAUGCCCACUGCCAAGGUGUUAGACCACUUCGAGCACGAACUGAACGGCCAAAUCGGCGGCGUCGAAGACACGAAUGGCGUCAAGCAUCCUAUACGAAUUGCUCUUCUCGCUGGUGUAGACCUUAUCCAGACCAUGGGCACUCCAGGUGUCUGGAGCCAAGAGGAUUUGGCCCAUAUUCUCGGUCAAUAUGGCGCUUUUGUCGUUGAACGUGCCGGUACCGAUUUCCAGGAAGCCGUGGGUAGUUUGAAGGAGUGGGAGAACAACAUCUACUACAUCCCACAGACUGUGAUCAACGAGAUAUCCUCCACUAAAGUCAGGCUGUUGUCCAAGAGGCGUAUGAAUAUUGACUACCUAGUACCCACCGAGGUGGUCAACUAUAUCGCCCAGCACGGCCUUUACCAAGAUGAAGACACACCUGCUGGCGGCAAGCUCAAGGAAAAGGCUUGA
Messenger RNA from Truncatella angustata, 828 nucleotides. RefSeq lists its product as uncharacterized. Gene Ontology annotation, biological process: NAD+ biosynthetic process. NCBI's taxonomy places the organism in Eukaryota, Fungi, Ascomycota, Sordariomycetes, Amphisphaeriales, Sporocadaceae. The record is from RefSeq and is a predicted model, not a curated record. Bases 1 to 828 code for a protein of 275 amino acids. Gene Ontology annotation, molecular function: nicotinamide-nucleotide adenylyltransferase activity; nicotinate-nucleotide adenylyltransferase activity. The transcript is spliced from 2 exons.